This is a messenger RNA of Bufo gargarizans (Asiatic toad), 1693 nucleotides long. RefSeq names its product ATPase Na+/K+ transporting subunit beta 3 (gene ATP1B3). NCBI's taxonomy places the organism in Eukaryota, Metazoa, Chordata, Amphibia, Anura, Bufonidae. Gene Ontology annotation, biological process: potassium ion import across plasma membrane; sodium ion export across plasma membrane; intracellular potassium ion homeostasis. Gene Ontology annotation, cellular component: sodium:potassium-exchanging ATPase complex. Bases 142 to 981 code for a protein of 279 amino acids. The transcript is spliced from 7 exons. Gene Ontology annotation, molecular function: ATPase activator activity. The record is from RefSeq and is a predicted model, not a curated record.
UUGAGUGUCGGUGCCGCAGCGGCCUCAGAUUGGAGAGUGGCCGGCGGGGACGUAGUGGUCCAGGCUGCGAGUUCACGUUAUCCAGUGCAUCGCAGCUGCGGGAGUCAUUGCUGUCACACCGCCGCCAUCUCCAGCAUCAUCAUGGCCAAGGAGGAGAACAAGAGUGCGGAGCAGCCCUCGUCUGAUUGGAAGCAGUUUAUCUAUAACCCGAGAAGUGGGGAGAUCCUGGGCCGCACAGCCAGCAGCUGGGCUCUGAUCCUGCUCUUUUACCUGGUCUUCUAUGGCUUCCUGGCCGGACUCUUUACCCUAACUAUGUGGGUAAUGCUGCAAACACUGGAUGACUCUGUACCCAAGUAUCGGGAUCGAGUUUCCUUCCCAGGUCUUAUGAUUUCUCCUAAAUCUGCUGGGUUGGAGAUUUCAUUCAGCAAGAGUGAUAAGUCUUCGUAUGAAGUCUAUACUAAAGUUCUCCACUCAUUUCUAGGACCAUACAAUGACUCCAUACAAGCUUCAAAUGUGCUCUGCACGCAAGGCCAUUACUACGAGCAAGAAGAAGUCAAGGAAAAGAAGUCUUGCCUGUUCAACAGGUCCUCACUGGGACCUUGUGCCGGACUUGAGGGGAAUGAGUAUUUCGGGUACAAUGAUGGGAGUCCAUGUGUAUUAGUCAAGAUGAACAGGAUUAUUGGACUGAAACCUGAUGGAAAUCCUCAUAUUAACUGUACUUCUAAGGCGGAGAACAUAACCCUGCAGUAUUACCCUGAGUAUGGGAAGAUCGACUUGAUGUACUAUCCAUACUAUGGCAAGAAAACUCACGUGAACUACGUGCAGCCCCUGGUCGCUGUGAAAAUCACACCUUCAAAUUCCACCGGUACGUCAGAAAUACUGCUCGAGUGCAAGCUUUAUGGAUCCCCAAACUUGAAGAAUAACGAUGACCGAGACAAGUUCCUUGGUCGUGUGAAUUUUAAAUUAGAGAUUAAAGAUUAAGAUAGGCAGAUGAACAAUGUCCAGUUGAAGACCUUUUUUUUUUUUUAAUUUGUUUUUCUUUUUUAAUAUUAUUAUUAUUAUAAUUUUUUUUAAUCAGCCAUACCUGCUUUUGUAGGACCUGAAACCAUCUGGGAAGAUAUUGUAAAUGGCACAUGAUUCAGGGUAGCAUAACAAUGUGCUUCCAACAUGAUGCUUUAACCUCUUCUGAGCUUAGAGAGGCGACUUAGAUUUUUACAAGCCCCUCGGGCCGUGAAGAGGUUAAAUUCGUCCGUGCACGCGUUUCUCUGCCCCAGUGCUGGGGGCCAGUUUACAGACCAUAAAAAGAACAAAUAAAUUAUCAUUUCAUAUUAGGGGACCUGUAAAUAGCUGAUUCCGAACAUAAUACUGGUGGUGUUCGUCCUAUUUUUGAUGUGAUUUUAUUCCCUCCCCGAAGCCCCUCUGUGAGUGUUACAAGCUUAAUGUGUUGUGCUAUGUAAAUAUUUAAUUGAGUUAACACUGGUUUAACGGUCAUAUCUCAAAAGCCUACACAGUUUUAGGGAACAAAAAUGACAAAUAAGUGAAUGGUACCUGACCAACAUGUACAAACGAAUAAAGAUGAAAUAGUGAAUAAAAAAAGGAAAGAUUUUAUAACCUCUGCAAGAAUUGUGUGUCUUGUGCAGAUGCCUUAAGUCCUGUAUGAAAAAAGCAAAAUAAAGUGGAUUUUAAAAGUGAA